Molecule: messenger RNA, 856 nt
Organism: Salvia hispanica
Lineage: Eukaryota; Viridiplantae; Streptophyta; Magnoliopsida; Lamiales; Lamiaceae
Source: RefSeq, a predicted model, not a curated record
CACGUAUUCUUGCAUGGGGAGGUUUACAAGUAGACUCAUCAAUCCCAUUUCAAAAGCCCAAAAUCAUGAUUUAAUUUGGUAAAUCAUGAAUUCUCUCUUCUCAUUCGUCACCACUCUCUACGCUCUCCUACUCCUCUACUUCCCCUCUCACUUCUACCGCUUCCUUCUCUCUCCCGCUCUAUUCUCCACUUUAAUUCUAUUGCUUUAUCUUCUCCGCCUCGGCGCCGCCCAAAGAUCUACCCACUCCGACUCCACGCAACCGUCAACCGAAGAAUUCCGCGAAUCUACGGAAAAAAACGGAUGCGAUGAGAAGAAGGAAACGAGCCAUUUGUGCGCGGAGUCGUUCGUGGAGUGGGACGUCCGAGCGCCGCUGGAGGUGAUAUACGAGGAAUGCGAAGGAGAUGACGAUAAUUCGGAUUCGAUCCGCCGGUACGCCUCGCUCUCGCUGUUUUACCCGGAGUCCGACAGCGACGCUUCGUCGGAGGGGGAUUUCCCGGCUUGGGAUGGAGAAGGGUUGAUUGAGAUCACGCUGGAUGAGAAGAGGAGGAGUUGCGACUUUGAGGAUGAUAAUCUGAUCGAGAUCAAUCUCUCGCCGGGAAGAUGACGUGGAAUUCGGAGGGGAUUGAUUAACCCGUAGUUUUGGUAAAUUGUGAUGAUGAUUAAUUAAAAGGAGAGACGUUUUCUGGGGUUCUGGGUUUUAGAAUUGUAUUACAUCAAGGAUUAACGCGUGGUUAGUUGCUAAACCCAAAGCUUCCUAAUGAUGAGCUGAUUUAUGUAUUUACUGGUGUGCCCUCACAGGCCUAAUCCAAUUUUCCUUUUUAUUUAAGUUUAAUCGAAUAGUUGUAUAGUUCUUAUA